This is a messenger RNA of Eucalyptus grandis, 2288 nucleotides long. Its product is annotated as ABC transporter G family member 9. NCBI's taxonomy places the organism in Eukaryota, Viridiplantae, Streptophyta, Magnoliopsida, Myrtales, Myrtaceae. Gene Ontology annotation, cellular component: membrane. Gene Ontology annotation, molecular function: ATP hydrolysis activity; ABC-type transporter activity; ATP binding. The record is from RefSeq and is a predicted model, not a curated record.
UUGAUAGAGAUCGGAUACGCUAACUCGCCACGUCCAAACCCAGCUCUUUCUGCAUGAACCCUUUAAUCUCUCUCUCUCUCUCUCUCUCUCUCUCUGCGCGCUGUGACGUGUGUUGCGUCUUGGGUUCUUCUUGAAGUGUCGCUUUCUUGAGGGAUCGAGCGAGAGCCAUCGAAGCGGAAGAGGGCCAUGAACGGGAAGCAGCAACAGGAGAUGGCCGAUCUCGAGGCCCAGACCCGGAAAGCCGACGAGGACGAUGGCGACGUGGGACUCGGACGAGGUUCGACGACCGCGACGACGACGUCAUGCAUCUUCAGCAGGUCCAGUAACCCCAUCACUCUCAAGUUUCACGACGUUGUUUACAAAAUAAAGAUCAAGAGCAGCGGCGGGAGGAUUCCUCGGAAGAGUACGGAGGCCGAAGAGAAAGUGAUCUUGAAUGGACUCACCGGCGUGGUUCGACCCGGCGAAAUGCUAGCAAUGCUCGGCCCCUCUGGAAGUGGGAAGACCACCUUGUUGACCGCCUUGGGAGGUCGACUUGCGGGCGGUCGCUUGGGCGGGACCAUUACCUACAACGGCAAGCCCUUCUCGAACUCGUUGAAGCGGAGCACUGGGUUCGUGACGCAAGACGAUGUCAUGUACCCUCACUUGACUGUGACCGAAACCCUAGUCUUUACCGCCCUCCUCAGGUUGCACAAGGGUUACACCAAAGAAGAGAAGGUCGUGCACGCCGAAGAAGUCAUUGCACAGCUCGGCUUGACCAAGUGCAAGAACAACAUCAUCGGGGGAGGCGGGUUCCUGAGAGGCGUGUCAGGAGGAGAGAGGAAGCGGGUCAGCAUAGGGCAAGAGAUGCUCGUAAACCCUAGCUUGCUGUUUCUCGAUGAGCCGACGUCGGGGCUCGAUUCGACCACGGCUCAGAGGAUCGUGUCAAAGUUGUGGGAGCUCGCGAAAGGUGGAAGGACGGUGCUUAUGACUAUUCAUCAGCCUUCGAGCAGGUUGUUCUACAUGUUUCACAAGGUGUUGCUCUUGUCCGAGGGAAAUUCCUUGUACUUCGGGGAGGGAACGAAUGUGAUGGAAUACUUUGCCGGCAUUGGAUUCGCGCCCUCCGUGGCCAUGAACCCUGCCGAUUUUCUCUUGGAUCUAGCGAAUGGCAUUGGAAUUGAUCCCGAGGAUGAAGAUAAAGAAAGCAAAAGCACGAUAAAGCAGACCUUGGCUUCAGCAUACAAGACCCAUCUGGAAGACGGACUGAAGCAAGAGCUUUGCGCGACCGGAGAUGGCUUCAUCGAGCAAGGACACGAGCACAAACACUCCGAUCGCUGGCCAACGACGUGGUGGCAACAGUUCACGAUCCUGCUCCGAAGAGGGGUCAAAGAAAGGAAGUACCAAUCCUUCUCCGGCAUAAAAGUCGGGCAAGUGCUGGUCGUCGCUUUCAUUUCCGGCUUAUUAUGGUGGCAAUCCGAGGCUUCCAAUUUGCAAGACAAGAUCGGGCUCCUCUUCUUCUACUCGGCGUUCUGGGGCUUCUACCCCCUCUUCAACGCCAUCUUCACUUUCCCGAAGGAGCGGAUGAUGCUCGAGAAGGAGCGGUCCUCCGGCAUGUACCGCCUCUCCUCCUACUUCAUGUCCCGCAUCGUCGGCGACCUCCCGAUGGAGCUCAUCCUCCCCACCGUCUUCGUCGCCAUCACGUACUGGAUGGCCGGGAUGAAGCCAACAGCCGGCAACUUCCUGUACACGCUCUUCGUGCUCCUCUACAGCGUGCUCGUGGCGCAGGGCCUCGGGCUGGCCAUCGGGGCCGUGGUCAUGGACCAGCAGUCGGCGACCAUCCUCGGUUCCGUGCUGAUGCUCACGUUCCUCCUCGCCGGCGGGUACUACGUCCAGAACGUGCCUCCCUUCAUCGCCUGGAUCCGGUACCUGUCGAUCAGCCACUACACGUACAAGCUCCUGAUGACGUCGCAGUUCAGGCCCGACGACACGUACCCGUGCGGCGGCGAUUCCUCCUGCUUGGUCGGCGACUAUCCGGGGAUCAAGGAAGUGGGGCUCGACGGGCAGGCCGUCUCGGCGGUUGCGCUAGGGAUCAUGUUCGUCGCGUACAGGCUCAUUGCCUACGUCGCAUUGAUGAGGAUCGGGAUGACCAAGAGAAGAAAGUAAGCAAAAAUAAAAAAAAUAAAAAUAAAUAAAAUAGAUUUUUUUAUCUUUCCUUCGUUUCUUUUUCACGUUGUAAUCUCCUGCCUUAUGCGAUGGAGUUGAAGAGCACGUACUCGUUGAUUUCUAAAUAUCUUACCAACAUUCCGUCGUCG